AUGUUCAACCCAAAGGCCAUGGCCCCCCGCCAGACUCCAGUUAAGUCUUCAGAUGAGGCUGUUGAGGGGCACCCAGAGCAGGAUGAUCCUCGAGGCCCUGACAACCUACUCAAGGACUCUAAACGGCGCCUCCGGGAAAUCUUGGCACGGCAGCUGGGACACGGCAUCGCGGAUCUCCGCGAAUUUUCAGCCCCGAAUCGCUUGUCAACCGUGGGCCAGCGUUGA
This is a messenger RNA of Colletotrichum orchidophilum, 225 nucleotides long. RefSeq lists its product as uncharacterized. The transcript has a single exon. The record is from RefSeq and is a predicted model, not a curated record. The coding region runs from base 1 to 225 and encodes 74 amino acids. Lineage: Eukaryota; Fungi; Ascomycota; Sordariomycetes; Glomerellales; Glomerellaceae.